This is a messenger RNA of Pochonia chlamydosporia 170, 3753 nucleotides long. Its product is annotated as histidine kinase. Gene Ontology annotation, molecular function: phosphorelay sensor kinase activity. Bases 1 to 3753 code for a protein of 1250 amino acids. The transcript is spliced from 3 exons. The record is from RefSeq and is a predicted model, not a curated record. Gene Ontology annotation, biological process: phosphorylation; phosphorelay signal transduction system. NCBI's taxonomy places the organism in Eukaryota, Fungi, Ascomycota, Sordariomycetes, Hypocreales, Clavicipitaceae.
AUGGCCUUCAUCGCCGUGUCGGAGGCAAAUCGUGUGCGGGAGACAUUUCGCUACGAUGCUGGUCUCAUUGCCGCCAGUGUCGCGAAUACUCCAGAGCAGCUUAUUCCCUCUUCGCAGCUUCGAUCAUCGUCUGAUGCCGUGCUAACGGCACUCGCCCAACUUGCUGUCCUUCGCCUGAAUGCGUCUCGCGCCAUAAUAUCUCUUUUUGACAGCGACAAUCAAUACAUAGUGGCUGAGGCUACGCCGAAACUUUCUCUGAGACCGAAUGCUUCUGCUGCCUCCGUUCUCUGGCUAUCAGGGACGCAUAUACCGCGAUCCUCCUGGAUAUGUAGCUACGUCCUCGGCUUACAACCAACAGACUCAGAUGAAGGAAAAUUGCCCGUGUGCGUGGUGGAUGACCCGUCGCAGGAUGCUCGUUUCUUAGACCGAUCCCUCGAUCGUGACUGGCCAUCAUAUCGAUUCUACGCUGGUGUUCCUAUCUGUACCCGUCAUGGAAUUAAUAUUGGCGUAUUAUCCGUGUAUGAUGACAAACCGCGACAUGGUCUCGACGGUAAUGUCACGGCGAUGAGAGAACUGUCAGCUAUCAUAAUGGACCACUUUGAAACGAAGCGCUCUAGUAUCGCAAAUCGUCUUGGUGAACAUAUGAUUCGUGGUGUAGGCGAAUUCGUCGACGGAUCGACAACUCUGUCCGGGAAAAAUGCCAGAAAAAAGUUCGGAUUACGCAGUAAAGAGUUGAAUGUAAAGAGCGAGCUCGCGUCUUGCAAAGAUAAACCUCCCGAGUUGCUCCCGAGUGGCCAAAUCUCUCCGGCCAUCGCCCUUAGCGUUGAGUCGACUCCCACGCAGUUGUCGCAGUGGCAACGGCCAUUGGUUUUAUCCACAGAUUGGUCUGAGAAAGACAACCCUUUUGGGAAUGGGAAGUUGCCUGUUUCGAUGGCGACAGAGAACUCCAAUGCUUCAGCGACAUCCACAGAUAGACGGAAAGGUCAAAGCUACACAUCUCAAGUGUGGAGCAUUUUCGACAAGGCUUCAACAAUUGUUCGAGAAUCCAUGGAUGUGGACGGUGUUGUCUUUGUUGAGGCGAGGCUGUCAGUUUUUGGUGUACACGGUGACAUUAAUAGACCAUGGGGUCCCAGGGCAAGCGGCUCGGCCUCUUCAAGCGGCGACGAUGUCUCCAUACCAGCUGUCCCAACGAGCCAUGAUGCGGAUGAAGAAGGCUAUGCCGUCCAAAGCUCUCGAAGCGUACUGGCCUCGGACGGUCCUCAGGGUCCCGCUGAUCCUGCUCCCUUUAACCUAUCGGAAAAGCUUCUGCGCAAACUACUUCGACGAUAUCCCAGGGGCAAUAUUUUUAAUUGUGAUGAGUUUGGCGCUAAGCAGUCUAGCGACUGGUCGAGCGAGGAAGCAACAUCAGCAAAUCAUAUUAGCGCACACGGUGGAGAAGAAAACCGAAGGAAAUUGUGCAGCAAUCGCUUCAGAAUGGGGCAAAGUGAACAAGAUAUGCUUAUGAAAAUGCUACCUGGAGCCCGCUGUAUUGCAUUUGCCCCGGUUUGGGACCCCCAAGACCAGCGAUGGUUCGCUGGAUCUUUCGCAUAUACCAAAGCUCGGAAUCGUGUCUUCACUACUCGUGGCGACCUCGGCUACCUUAUUGCCUUUGGAGCUGUCGCGAUGACUGAAGUUUGUCGUUUAAGGGCAACACUGGCAGAUAAUUCCAAAAUGGAUAUGCUGAGUUCCUUGUCACACGAGUUACGCUCCCCGCUGCAUGGCAUGGUCCUUGGCUUGGAAAUGUUACAGGAUACCUCUCUUGAUAUGUUUCAGAAGGACAUAGUACACACCGUGGAAUCUUGCACACGAACACUUCUUGAUACGGUUAACCAUCUACUUGAUUGGACCAAAAUCAAUAACUUGUCGACCAAAAGGCCAGCAAGAAAAAUUGGCGUAGACAUAUCUGGACGAAGCACUGAAAAGCCAUUGGACCAUGAUAGUCUAACAACAAAUACAGCUGAGCUUAACUUAGCUAGCGGAUCGUCUGCUAUCUUGCUUGACGCACUUACGGAAGAAGUUGUUGAAAGUGUAUUUGCUGGUUAUACAUAUCAGCAGCUUACCGUCGCACGCUCUGUCAAGCCUACGCCAAAUGGGGACAAUAGGGACCACUUGCGACGCUUCGAUGGUAUUCAUGCGACCACAGACGAUUACGAAUUCACGCAUCCACAGCAGGUGAUACUAUCUGGCUCCAAAGACAUCUUGGUAAACUUGUGUAUUGACCCUGCGGCAACCUGGUCGUUCAAUACUCAACCGGGAGCGAUAAGGCGAAUUAUAAUGAACCUCCUAGGGAAUUCCUUGAAGUAUACGGCGACAGGCUCCAUCACUGUGCGGGUCAGUCAGAGCUCAGCUCACUCGCAUCGCCUCAACAAUGUACGAACACAUGGACAUGUCCGAACUGUUCGCAUAGUGGUAUCAGACACAGGCCGUGGAAUAUCUGAAAAUUACCUCAAGAACCAUCUCUUUGUUCCAUUUUCACAGGAGGACAGAUUGAGCCCGGGUGUUGGUUUGGGCUUAAGCCUGGUUAAAAGGAUCGCUUCGGCACUCGGGGGUUACGUCCAGGUGCAAAGUAGAGUUGGCCAGGGCACAACCAUUACCGUCAGCCUUCCACUCGAAAAGUCUGCACACUCCAGGGGGCUGACUUUAACUGAAGUAGAGGGAAGUGGAAAGCAAGGUAACGAGGAAUUUGAGACGUGUGUUGGCAAGCUGAGCGGGCUAAAACUCCGUCUGGCUGGAUUUGAUACUGCCACAGAACUUACUAUGAAUGCUGCCAGAACAGCUCAUGGCCAGGUUGAUUUUCGCUCCAACUUGGCCUCUACAUGUCGGAAUUGGCUCGGCAUGCAUGUGCUAGAGUCAGAGGAAGAUAAACUGACCACAGCAGACCUCAUUCUCUGCAACGAGGACCAUUUAGAUGACCUUUCGGAGACGACAACCGGCACAUUUACAACACCGGUGGUGGUCAUUUGCAGAAACAGCCUUGUAACGCGUGACUUGGAAAUGGAGUGGAUGAAGAAUAUAGCCAAUGGGAAACUGUGUGGACUCCAGCUAGUGGAUUUCAUCUCUCAGCCAGCUGGGCCCCGGAAGCUUGCAAAAGUAUUGGCGUCCAGCCUGCAGCGGUGGCAAAGCAGCUCGUCGGCCAAAAUAUAUGCUCAAUUAACGCCUCCAGAAGAGCUGGACGAAGCUCGGCUUCCCCUGUCCGACCUAAGGAUUGAAAGCGGCUUUACGGGCAUGAGGUGCGGAGGUGGCGAAACAGACGAAUCCCAUAUGAAACCAAGUUCGUUGCCGACGCCCCCACAAGAGGAGCAAAAAGUGGCGACGCCGACCGAAUAUCCUAAUAGGAGCAGAUUCCUUCUUGUAGACGACAAUCCCAUUAAUAUCAAGAUCCUAUCCCACUACCUGGAUAAGACGAGCCUGCCUCACGACACAGCCAGGAACGGCAAGGAGGCUGUGGAAGUAUUUAAGAAACAGCCGAAAGCCUACAAGGGCAUUUUCAUGGAUCUAACAAUGCCGGUCAUGAAUGGAUUUGAAGCGACACGGUUGAUUCGGCAGCGGGAAAGAGAGUCGAGAGUACCAGCGUGCUACAUCAUUGCAAUGACUGGAUUAGCAUCAGUGGAGGCACAGAAAGCGGCUAUAGCUAGCGGUAUCGACCUGUUUUUGACAAAACCGGUCAAAAUGGCGGACUUGAAGCAAUUGUUGAUGUCAAAGGGGUUGCUGUAA